Zingiber officinale is the source of this 1272-nucleotide messenger RNA. Its product is annotated as ras-related protein RABC2a-like. NCBI's taxonomy places the organism in Eukaryota, Viridiplantae, Streptophyta, Magnoliopsida, Zingiberales, Zingiberaceae. Gene Ontology annotation, molecular function: GTP binding; GTPase activity. The record is from RefSeq and is a predicted model, not a curated record. The transcript is spliced from 6 exons. The coding region runs from base 384 to 1028 and encodes 214 amino acids.
GAGGAAGAAGAAUGCAGCAGUCAAGACAAGAGCAGUGAAGUGAAGGGAACUAGGAAGGGGACGUUUGAGAAAGCGAGGAGAGGAGAUGCCCAUCAAAAAGAAACUUUAAAAAGAAUCGCUCGCCUCCUUCCCUUCCCCUUCUUCCUCUUUUUCCUUCUUUUUUUAUUCUUCCUCCCAGCCUCUUCUCCACCUUUCUUCUUCUUCUUCUUCUUCUUCUUCUUCUUCUUCUUCUUCUAUAGUUCUGUCUUUGUAUUUACUUUUGUUAUCUUCAAUCCAAAUCUCUUAUUUUUGUAGCCGUCGACGACAGAAGAGAUCGAGGUCUGUUAGAGUGUGUGUUGUGUCCAGGUGUUGAAUCAUCUCCUUGCGGUGCUGCUUUGGGGGCGAUGACGAGUUCCUCGUCUGGGCCUGGCAACAGCUGCCAUUACUCCUUCAAGAUACUCCUGAUCGGUGAUACCGGCGUCGGCAAGAGCAGCCUUCUCGUGUCCUUCAUAUCCAACCACCUCGUAGAUCUGGACCUCUCUCCAACCAUCGGAGUGGAUUUUAAGAUAAAACAUCUUACAAUUGCUGAUAAAAAGUUAAAGCUCACAAUUUGGGACACCGCUGGACAGGAAAGGUUUAGAACGUUAACUACUUCAUAUUAUAGAGGAUCUCAAGGAAUAAUACUAGUUUAUGAUGUGACGAAGCGAGAUACUUUUACUAAUAUUGCUGAUGUGUGGAUCAAAGAAAUAGAAUUGUAUGCAACAAACCACAACUGUGUGAAAGUGCUUGUUGGAAAUAAAGCUGACAAGGAGUCUGAACGAAUGGUGACAAGUGAAGAGGGGAUGGCCUUUGCAAAUGAAUAUAAAUGUUUGUUUCUAGAGUGCAGUGCAAAAACAAGAUCCAACGUAGAAAGAUGCUUUGAAGAACUGGCAUUGAAGAUCUUGGAAGUUCCUGAACUGCUCAAGGAGGGAUCUGCUCCAGCAAAAAGAAAUAUCCUAAAACAGAAACAGGACCAACGAGCAAACCACCAAGGAGGCUGUUGUUCAUAGUUGAGUUUAUUUUUUCUUUAGUGAUGAAUGUCGUGAGACGCAGAUGUAUCCAUUACUACAAUGAACUGAGUUUGUAAAUGAGUGUGUCAGUGUAGCUUUGUCUUGUGGAUGUGCAACAUUGUUUGGAGAUUCAGAAAGAAGAGAUGUGAACUAAAAGAUAAUUGUGGAUGCAUGUAUCCGAUGAUAAUUCGAUCAUUUGUAUGUAUCACUGUGGCUGAUUACAUUACAAGUGUAUUUGGAUGCA